GUUGCAGCACAGUCCCUGGCAGAGCCAGAGCCUCUCCGCGCAGCCCAGCCCGAGCGCCGAGCGCCGCGCGCCGCCGCCACUGCAGCUCGCGGCCCCUUCGCCUUCGCCCGCCUUUCCCGCGGCUGAUUUGCCUUAAACUCCCUAAAAUCUCCGCAGCUCUGGUUCCUGUUGCGGCCGGUAAGUAUUUGCCAGUUGUGGGGCUAUUUGCGCAACUUUGGCCCAGGCCGGAGGGCGACGGGCCGCGGGCCUGGCGGAGUGCGGGGCCGGAGGGGCGCCGAUCCGUGCGGGGAGCCGGAGCGCGGCGGACGCGCUGCGAGGACCCGGUGACGGGCGGCUGCCAGGCCGCCUGCUUGUUGCCGGCGCGUCAGGUCCCGGGCGUGCGGCCUCCCUGAGUCGGAGGCGAAGCCCCUACGGAGACUAGUUCCCAAAUUAGUUACCUUCUUUUCUUUCUUUCUCUGCCUUUAUUUUUUUCGAGGGGGGAGGGGAGGUGUAGACGGGAGGCGGGAGAACCCGGUUGAUUGACGUGCCUAGAGCCCGCUUCUCUCAACUUACAGCUGCGGCUCGGCGGCGGGUGGGAGGGGAAGUGUCCCGGAGCCCGAGGCUGCAGACUUGGGCGCGCUCCGAGGGAGGAGGCGUAAGAUCCGUGCAAAUUCUUGUUACGCUGUUUCCCACCCCCUCUCGCCGGCACACACGCUUUUUGUUCAGUAAAAAGUGGAAGGUCUGAGUUUGGGAAUUUUAAGUGGAAAAGAUCUGUUUCUUGGGAAGGGAGUGCUUUCGCUUGCAGCGGUGGGCGCUUACUAGAAGUUCGGUAAAUGUGUUGGAUGCAGAUCGGGAGUCGUUACUACUAAAGUAUGUAGGCAGGGUCUGAGCUCAGCCACCCCACCCAGUCUCCCUUUCUACCUAAGCAACGCGUGUACAUGAUCUGAAGGGUUGACAUGACAUUUUCUAAAUUGGGCGAAUCAGGAAGAGGUUGAUGAAAAUCCUUGACGUUUUCUGGGGAUAGGACAUUUGUGUGUGAUAACGUUCUUAAGUCGAAUUUCAGUGUGGCAGUGCACGCAGAUUCUUCAUUGGUGUUAGUGUAUUUCCAUACGGUCUCUAAUUAACAGAAGAUGGCAAAGCCCAGCCACAGCAGCUAUGUCCUUCAGCAGCUAAACAACCAAAGAGAAUGGGGUUUUCUCUGUGACUGCUGUAUUGCAAUUGAUGACAUUUACUUUCAAGCACACAAGGCAGUUCUAGCUGCCUGUAGCUCCUAUUUUAGAAUGUUUUUCAUGAACCAUCAGCAUAGUACUGCACAACUGAAUCUCAGCAACAUGAAAAUUAGUGCAGAAUGUUUUGAUCUCAUUUUGCAGUUUAUGUAUUUAGGAAAAAUUAUGACAGCUCCCUCCAGUUUUGAGCAGUUUAAAGUGGCAAUGAACUACCUACAGCUAUACAAUGUUCCUGACUGUUUAGAAGACAUCCAGGAUGCAGAUUGUUCUAGUUCAAAAUGUUCCUCUUCUGCUUCCAGCAAACAGAACAGCAAAAUGAUAUUUGGGGUAAGAAUGUAUGAAGAUACUGUGGCUCGAAAUGGCAAUGAAGCCAACAGGUGGUGUGCAGAGCCAAGUUCAACGGUAAAUACACCACAUAAUAGAGAGGCUGAUGAAGAGUCUUUACAAUUAGGUAAUUUUCCUGAGCCACUAUUUGAUGUAUGUAAAAAAAGUUCCGUGUCCAAAUUAUCUACUCCAAAAGAACGUGUGUCAAGACGCUUUGGGCGGAGUUUUACCUGUGAUAGCUGUGGAUUUGGCUUUAGCUGUGAAAAAUUAUUAGAUGAGCAUGUGCUAACCUGUACUAACAGACAUUUAUACCAAAACACAAGAUCUUACCAUAGAAUAGUAGAUAUUAGAGAUGGAAAAGACAGUAACAUCAAAGCUGAAUUUGGUGAAAAAGAUUCUUCCAAAACAUUUUCUGCACAGACGGACAAAUACAGAGGAGACACAAGCCAGGCUGCUGAUGAUUCAGCUUCAACCACUGGAAGCAGAAAAAGUAGCACAGUGGAGUCUGAAAUAGCAAGCGAAGAGAAAAGCAGAGCUGCUGAGAGGAAAAGGAUUAUUAUUAAGAUGGAGCCAGAAGAUAUUCCUACAGAUGAACUGAAAGACUUUAACAUUAUUAAAGUUACUGAUAAAGACUGUAAUGAAUCCACUGACAAUGAUGAAUUAGAAGAUGAACCUGAAGAGCCAUUUUAUAGAUACUAUGUUGAAGAAGAUGUCAGCAUAAAAAAAAGUGGUAGGAAAACUCUAAAACCUCGAAUGUCAGUAAGUGCUGAUGAAAGAGGUGGUUUAGAGAAUAUGAGGCCCCCUAACAACAGCAGUCCAGUACAAGAGGAUGCUGAAAAUGCAUCUUGUGAGCUGUGUGGACUUACAAUAACCGAGGAGGACCUGUCAUCUCAUUACUUAGCCAAACACAUUGAAAAUAUCUGUGCAUGUGGUAAAUGUGGACAAAUACUUGUAAAGGGUAGGCAGCUUCAGGAACAUGCUCAACGAUGUGGCGAGCCCCAAGAUCUGACCAUGAAUGGGUUAGGAAAUACUGAGGAGAAAAUGGACUUGGAAGAGAAUCCUGAUGAGCAGUCCGAAAUAAGAGAUAUGUUUGUUGAAAUGCUGGAUGAUUUUAGGGACAAUCAUUACCAGAUAAACAGUAUCCAAAAAAAGCAGUUAUUUAAACAUUCUGCCUGCCCUUUUCGAUGUCCUAAUUGUGGCCAGCGUUUUGAAACUGAAAAUCUAGUGGUUGAACAUAUGUCUAGCUGCUUAGAUCAAGAUAUGUUUAAGAGUGCCAUCAUGGAAGAAAAUGAAAGAGAUCACAGACGAAAGCAUUUUUGUAAUCUGUGUGGAAAAGGAUUUUAUCAGCGGUGUCACUUAAGAGAACACUAUACUGUUCAUACUAAGGAAAAACAGUUUGUUUGUCAAACAUGUGGAAAGCAGUUUUUAAGAGAGCGUCAGUUGCGACUGCACAAUGAUAUGCACAAAGGCAUGGCCAGGUAUGUCUGUUCCAUUUGUGAUCAAGGAAACUUCAGAAAACAUGACCAUGUACGGCAUAUGAUUUCUCAUUUAUCUGCUGGUGAGACUAUAUGCCAGGUCUGCUUUCAGAUAUUCCCAAAUAAUGAACAGUUGGAGCAGCACAUGGAUGUUCAUCUGUAUACAUGUGGAAUAUGUGGAGCAAAAUUUAAUUUGAGGAAAGAUAUGAGAUCACAUUAUAAUGCCAAGCAUUUGAAAAGAACCUGAGUGAUUUUCUACUGUACUAAUGUUUAGAUGAUAGCAGAUAAAACACCAAAGCAAAGGAUAUGAGCUAUUUAGGAAUUGAUUAUAUAAGAUGAUUUGUUAGAAACAAAUUUCAAGGCCCUUUUAACUUUAAUAUUUUUGUUUAGGAUUUUAAGUAUCUACAUUUAGGUAUUAAAUGUUUAUCAUUUUUGUUGUUUCUUAAUAGAAUUAUUUGUUUUUAGUUUUUCUUAGCUAUGAUUAAAAUUUUUAAAUGUAGACUACAAGUGGUUGUUACCCAUUCAAUGACUAUUAAACUUUAGUUUUUCAUCAAUAAGGUGAUGACUUCACUAUUUCUAUGUGUUUUUUUUUUUUUAAGGUUAUCCUGUGAAAUUUUAAACCCAGAAUCAUUGGCCAUUUCUGUUUAAAUUUUAAAAAUUCCUUAAGUAAUUAUUUGAAACUAUCCCGUUUGCUUUUAGUGAGUUAACUACUCUUUAUUCCCCCUUAUUAAUGAAAUUCAUAUUCUUAAAUUGACAAGCUUAUUAGGCAAGUUAGGUGCACUGAAUCUAACCUUUAAGGUUGACAUGGGCUCAAACUUGGCCUAAAAAGAUUGAUGAACCUGAGGAAAUUUUUAUAAAUGAAUAUUUCCUAUAAUUGAUAAAAUAUUAUCAUUUAAUUAUCACAUUUAAAACUUAUAUUAAGUGUAAAUUCCAGUGGCUUUACCUCACUUGAAAAAUUAGUGGGGAUAAGCCAUUUUGUUUUGUGAUAUUAAAUUUAACUAUGAUAGUUAAUUAAAAAGACAUAUCUUGUAUUCAUUAAAAAUAUUUUAAUUUAAAAUAUUCUGAUUUCUAAAGUGUGUUAGCUUAUCAAUUAUUUUUGUUUAUAAAUAGACUUUAAUAGCUCUCUAAGAAUAUGACCUCUAAAGGAAAAGAUGAUUUUUUACAAUACAUACUUCUGGAACUUUGAGAUUUGAGAAAGCUUCCAUGUAUAUUGAUAAAUCUAAUAAAAUAAAGAGAUCAAUUAUAAACCUGGUUGUUCUAUAAAAGUAGAGUGCACAAAAAAAUGUCUUGUGUUUUAUACUGUCUAAGAUUUGGAGGAAAUGUGGCAAAUUGCAGUUUAUCGCCAUAUUUUAUUAUCAUUUUUUUCUGUAAAAGACUAUAAAACUUGAGGAUUAUAAAAUAAUCACAGAGUAUAUCAAUGGAAACAGUUUAUCAUUUUUUCAGUUAAAGUAGUAGUAUUGUUAGUUGUUGCUGACACAGGGUCUACAUAAUUACAUGUGAAUUAAAACAUUGGCAAAACUGACCCACCAAUAAACACAUCUAUUGAAUAGAA
This is a messenger RNA of Homo sapiens (human), 4556 nucleotides long. It is a transcript of the gene ZBTB1, whose product is annotated as zinc finger and BTB domain containing 1. Gene Ontology annotation, cellular component: nucleus; nucleoplasm. Gene Ontology annotation, biological process: positive regulation of natural killer cell differentiation; positive regulation of T cell differentiation; thymus development. The transcript has 2 exons. Bases 1110 to 3251 code for a protein of 713 amino acids. Gene Ontology annotation, molecular function: protein homodimerization activity. The record is from RefSeq and is a predicted model, not a curated record. Lineage: Eukaryota; Metazoa; Chordata; Mammalia; Primates; Hominidae.